Molecule: messenger RNA, 4564 nt
Organism: Choloepus didactylus (southern two-toed sloth)
Lineage: Eukaryota; Metazoa; Chordata; Mammalia; Pilosa; Megalonychidae
Gene: ALG11
Product: ALG11 alpha-1,2-mannosyltransferase
Exons: 4
Coding region: 15-1490 (491 amino acids)
Biological process (GO): protein N-linked glycosylation
Cellular component (GO): endoplasmic reticulum membrane
Molecular function (GO): GDP-Man:Man(3)GlcNAc(2)-PP-Dol alpha-1,2-mannosyltransferase activity
Source: RefSeq, a predicted model, not a curated record
GGGGUCGGUAGAAGAUGGCGGCGGCCGACGGGGGUUGGUGUCUGUGCGAGUCGUUGAGGUUUUUUUAUUCAUUAUUCUUACCUGGGCUGAAGGUAUGUGGAGCUUUAUGUGUAUGUUUGGUCCUUGUCCUUUGGGGAAUCAGACUGCACUUACAGGGAAAGAAAAAAUCGUCAACUAGCAAAAAUGGGAAAAAUCAAAUGGUGAUUGCAUUUUUUCAUCCGUACUGCAAUGCUGGCGGAGGAGGAGAGAGAGUUUUAUGGUGUGCCUUAAGGGCUCUGCAGAAAAAGUAUCCUGAAGCAGUUUAUGUUGUUUAUACUGGUGAUGUUCAUGUCAGUGGUGAACAGAUACUGGAAGGUGCUUUCAGAAGAUUUAACAUCAGAUUAAUUUACCCAGUGAAGUUUGUUUUCUUAAGAAAACGCUACCUUGUGGAAGAUUCACUCUAUCCUCACUUUACCUUGCUGGGCCAAAGUCUAGGAUCCAUUGUUCUUGGCUGGGAGGCUCUGAUGCAGUGUGUUCCUGAUGUCUACAUCGAUUCCAUGGGAUACGCUUUCACACUUCCUCUGUUUAAGUUUGUAGGGGCUUGCCGAGUCGGAAGCUAUGUUCAUUAUCCCACUAUCAGCACUGACAUGCUCUCUGUAGUGAAGAAUCAAAAUGUUGGAUUUAAUAAUGCCGCCUUCAUUACCAGGAAUCCUUUCCUCAGCAAAGUAAAGCUCAUCUACUACUAUUUAUUUGCUUUUGUUUACGGACUUGUAGGUUCUUGCAGUGAUGUUGUCAUGGUCAAUUCUUCUUGGACACUAAACCAUAUUCUUUCACUGUGGAAGGCUGGGAAUCGCACUAAUGUUGUUUAUCCACCUUGUGAUGUGCAGACAUUUCUGGACAUUCCCUUAUAUGAGAAAAAGAUGACCCCGGGACAUUUACUAGUUUCCAUUGGUCAGUUCAGGCCUGAAAAGAAUCAUUCUUUACAGAUCAGAGCCUUUGCUAAAUUACUGGAUAACAAGACAGCUGAGUCACUUCCUUCACUUAAACUUGUUCUCAUUGGAGGUUGUCGUAACAAAGAUGAUGAGUUUAGGGUAAACCAACUGAAAAGGCUAUCUGAGGCUCUAGGAGUUCAAGAAGAUGUGGAAUUUAAAAUAAAUAUUCCAUUUGAUGAAUUAAAGAAUUACUUGUCUGAGGCAACAGUUGGUCUUCAUACCAUGUGGAAUGAGCAUUUUGGGAUUGGAAUUGUGGAGUGUAUGGCAGCUGGCACAAUUAUCCUUGCACACAAUUCAGGGGGGCCAAAGCUUGACAUUGUAGUUCCUCACGAAGGAGAUAUAACUGGAUUUCUGGCUGAAAGUGAAGAAGGUUAUGCUGAGACUAUGGCUCAUAUUCUUUCCAUGUCUGCGGAAAAGAGACUCCAAAUCAGAAAAAAUGCCCGUGCAUCUGUCAGCAGAUUCUCUGAUCAGGAGUUUGAGGUGGCAUUUCUAUCAUCUGUGGAAAAGUUAUUUAAAUAAUGCUUCAUCUGCACAAAUUAAAGAUAUUUUAUAUAAAAUGGUUAAGCACCUUCGAAUGUAAAUAUUUUUCUAAACUGAUUCCCUGUUGUAAUGAAGUCAGCCUGAGCAGUGUUCACAGCAGUAUGUAAAUGGCCAAGAUAUUUAUUUCUAUGAAAAAGAAAAGCAAAUGUGCCUAAAUGGAAAAGGUAGUUUUAUGUAGUGAAUAAAAUGUCAAAGGUUAAAUGUAAAAACUUUUAGAUUAGGGUUUGGUCUCAAAUUCUGAAAAAUAAGGUGGUGAAAGAAAAAAAUUAAUAAUCUUGAAGUUUGGUAUAUCUCAUAUUUUUCAAAUCCUUUUUGUCAGACCACUACAUUAGAAAAUAGAGUUAAAGGAAAUGUUGAAAGAAAAAUGGAUGACUUAUAACUGAUGAGCUAGCACUGGCAAUUUUGGAACACUUAGAAAAAUUCUGGUACAUUUGAAUACUAAACAAUAUUGUGGGUGACCCUUUUGAAUCUACCUAAUGAUUUUUAUUAAAAGAGAAAAGAAACUUUAAACAAGUUUAUCUAAUCAUAUUCUAAAAGCCUAUAGUCAAAAGACAUGACUGCCUGUGACUGCUUUAUGGGUGUAGAAGCCUAGGUACUAUCCUUUUUGUGACUGGGAGUUUGCAAAAUUGUUUUUUGUUUAAUGCCAGAUGCACAUUUGUGUGGGCUUCUCUCCUUAUGCCUCAACUGCUCCACAUCUCAGCAGCUGGCAGUCAGCUUUAAGUCAUUGAUUCAAAAGGUCUGAGUGAGAAUUUCCAGGUAAGUUGUUCCUGUGUGGUCUCCUGAUCCAUCUGCACGGUCUGUCAGCAUCAUUUGGUGUAAGAUGGCGAAAGGGCACUGGACUAGCAGUAAGAAUACCUCAGCCCAGCCCCCACUUCACCAUUUACAAACCUCUGAUCUUUCAACAUCAAGGCUACCCCUUAAUGUCUCUGAGCCUCAUAUUCUUCAUCUAGAAUCUGGGGGUGUUAAAACUUGUCCUCCUUUUCACAAAGAUGGCGCCAAAAGCGAAAAAGUAACCCUUGCCCCUCCCAAAACCGAAGCCAAAGCAAAGGCUUUGAAAGCCAAGAAGGCUGUCCUGAAAGGCGUCCACAGCCACAAGAAAAAGAAGAGCCACACUUCACCCACAUUCCAGCAGCCUAAGAUGCUGCAUCUCAGAAGACAGCCCAGAUACCCUUGGACAAGCACCCCCAAGAGAAACAAGCUUGACCACUGUGCCAUCAUCAAGUUCCCCCUGACCACUGAGUCAGCCAUGAAGAAGAUUGAAGACAACAACACACUUGUGUUCAUUGUGGAUGUCAGGGCCAACAAGCACCAGAGCAAACAGGCUGUGAGUAAGCUCUGUGACGUUGAAGUGGCAGAGGUCAACACCCUGAUCAGACUGGGAUCAUCUAAAGUUAGUCCAGCUGGCAAAUUCUAAAUAUAAGUUUUUUGACCAUUUAAAAAAAAAAAACCUGUCCUCCCUACCUUUUAGAUUUGUGAUGCUGAGAUAGAAAGUAUGUGAAAGUACGAAAGUACUUUGAAAAUUACAAAAGUUACUUUAAAGGUAACAAUAUAUAAUAAAUAUCUUCUGUGAUCCCAUCUUUAUCAGUGCAAUACAACUCUAUGGAUUCUUGGUUUCUAAACCAUUAGCUAGGAAUCAGUAUAAAUUUAACAGGAUAAAUUUAACAGUUAAUAACUAGCAUAGAAAAGUUAAUAUUGCUUGGGCAGUUAUGACUAAUGAGAGCUGUAUGUAAACAACUUCUAGCAUUUUCUGCAUACAUAAUCAUUUCCUUCUAGUUUGGUGAAUUGUUCUCCUUCACAGUCUGAUACAUCUUUGUGAGUGGCAUCAAAAGAGGUGUAUUAUUCCUUUCUUCUAACCUUGCAUCAAUCCAGAUAGCUUUAUUAUCUACUCCCAAUUACAUUUUUGAUAUGUCAGCAUGGUCACAGGCCAUCUUCUAUCACCGAAUCAAAAAGAAGCAACGCAUAGAGUCCCAGGGUGUUCUGACACACCAACAUAGCUUUGCAUUGGAGAUCACUCAACUUAGAACAGAAGGACUGGGAGAAAUUGGAGUUGGAAGGAACCCUACAAUAUAUAGUUCUGUUUUCUCUUAUUUUCAGUAUUACAGAUAAGAACAGUUUAAAGAACUUAGUUGACUCCUUCAGCGUCACUAAACUGACAAAUUAGAAUUAUAACCUGAGUGUUCUGACUCCCAGCCCAGUGAGACUUAUCUUACAGCCAGUCCAUGGCCCAUUCAAGCUACACAUUUAUGCAAAUAAAAUCAUGGGACUAAAAAUAAAGAAAUGGAACAGCAAAAGUAGAAGAUAUCGUGAAGGAAGAAAGGAUUCUGGAAUUCCAUAAAAUAUUUUAAUAUGUUUCUUCAAAAUGAUUUUCAUUUACCACAAACAUGAUUGGAAAAUAUAAUUUGGCAUAUAUGUCCUCUUCCAACAUUUGUAAUGUGCUAUUAUGCAUAUUUAAUUUUUUUCUGAAUGAUGAUUCCAUGGAAAGUGUCAAAGCAACAUGUCUGUCAGAGAACUUCUGCAACUAUCAAUUCCUGGAAGAAGUUGCUUUUAAGUGGUCCAAAUAUGCUAUGUUUUAAACCCUUAGCAGUGGUGGGUCACAUUCUUAUUCCCAGUGUGAGCUAUAAAAUACACGUGAUAAUUUCUUUGUAUAAUAGUCUUCUCCAACUGCUGGUUUGCAUUUAAAUAUGCAUAUUUAGAAAUUGUUUUCAUCUAUCUUGGACACUUUUCCCAGCAUGGGGCCUCAUUCUGCAUUAUUUGUUAUCUCAUAAUAAUUCCAAGAUAUUUAAAAAAACAACAAAACAAAACUUUCCUGCUCCUGGUACCCAAGUAGAAUAGGUUGUCAGGUUUAACAGACUUCUUUUUAAUGGAUAUUUCAGACAUACAGGAACUAUAUGUACUUUAAUAAUCUUCAGGGUAUUUUACAAGGUCAUCCUAUGGAUAAAAUUGAGAUGGGGUCAAUGUGAUUAUUAGUGCUUUCAGAAUAUUUGUGUUAAUUAUGUAAAUAUACCCUAGACUCUAGGACUGUGAAUAUAAAUAAAUAGUGUUUCUGUGCUAAA